This is a messenger RNA of Capsella rubella, 1405 nucleotides long. RefSeq names its product ATG8-interacting protein 2. Bases 305 to 1138 code for a protein of 277 amino acids. Gene Ontology annotation, cellular component: intracellular membrane-bounded organelle. The transcript has 3 exons. The record is from RefSeq and is a predicted model, not a curated record. Lineage: Eukaryota; Viridiplantae; Streptophyta; Magnoliopsida; Brassicales; Brassicaceae.
AUAAGCGGAGAGUGGUGACCAAAAAAAAAAAAAAAAACAAUAAGCGGAGAGUAAUGGAGGCGAUUAAUCAGAGGUAGCAGUCAAAUCAAAUCGUCGUCUCAUCACAAUCAUCUCGCAAUCGUCUUCUUCGUCGGCACCUACUUCGUCCUUUGUCCUUCUCGCCUCCUCCUCCUUUAUUUGAUCUUAUCUCUCUGUCUAUACCGUGUCUGAGUGAGUUACAUAACCUCCCUCUUCCGUCAACGAUCGUUCCCUUGGCUUUCUCUUCCGUACUGUUCUCGCUUCUGAUCGAUCUCUGUCUUAUUCAAUGGCUGACAAAGAUGAUGCAGCUACGCGUGCUAAUGAUUGGGAAGUUGUUUCCCUUACUGCUUCUGCUUACGCUGCUUCUCCUGGUCCCAAACCUCUGGAUGGUGACAAGGAACUACUUCCUCCUUACGAUUCUCCUGAGACUUCUCAUCCUUUGUACAUGUCUCGCCACUUUGUUUUCCCACCUUCUGAUGAUCUUGCCACGGAUCCUACUAGUCGUGAGGAGCUUACCGAGGGUAGCAAGAAGUUGGAUUUUGGGUUCUCUCUGGAACAACAAACCGGCUCUACUGUCAAGGAAGAUGGGGGUUUGACUCUCAAGGGCUUGGAUUUAACUGAUGAUUUUGCAGGACUAGACUUUUCCCAGGAGAAAGGCAAAACCCAAGAUGACAACCUUUACAAGAUGACUUCUCUGGACGAUGCAAGAGCUAUCUCUGGGUAUGAACAGAUUGAACCUGUUCAAGAACCAACUGAGCCAACCACUCCAUCUGAUGUUUCAUCCGAUCUCAAUCCUACUAAAGAUGACAAGAAUGAUGUGGCAAACAACCCACCCUGCGAAGCCUGGUGGAAAAGAAGCGCUGCAUCUUUGAUUGCACAAGCUAAAGAAACCAACACAGUUUGGCCCAUCUUCGUAGCUGCAGCUGUGAUGGGAAUUGUGAUUCUUGGCCAACAUUGGCAACAAGAGAGGUGGCAGAUAUUGCAGCUCAAGUGGGAAUCAACCAUUGGAAACGAGAAAGCUGGAAGAUUGAUGGGGCCGAUUUCUCGACUGAAACAAGCGUUUGUCGGAGGACAGAGACGGGAUUCAUUCAUCCGAGCCAGCUCCUCUAACGACAGUUGAAACGAAGAUGGCACAAAAGGUGAUUUAGCUUUGAUGAUGACGAUAAGAAACAAGAGUAACUGUUUGGGGGUGGAAAAGACAUAAUGUAAUGGUAAAGAUCCUCUGGGGGUUUGAAUGUUUAGUGCUGUCAAGGGUUUGCGAGUAUGGUGGUUUGUACAUAUAUGCUUUAUUUCUUUGGUGUGAAAAGAAACUCAUUUACCCAUUUCGUAAUUUAGGAGGGAUUAUAAUGCUUCUAUGUGUUUAUACCAAAUGAACAUAUUCCAGUCU